Fomitiporia mediterranea MF3/22 is the source of this 2081-nucleotide messenger RNA. RefSeq names its product galactose-1-phosphate uridylyltransferase. Bases 1 to 1131 code for a protein of 376 amino acids. The transcript has 6 exons. The record is from RefSeq and is a predicted model, not a curated record. Gene Ontology annotation, molecular function: UDP-glucose:hexose-1-phosphate uridylyltransferase activity; zinc ion binding. Lineage: Eukaryota; Fungi; Basidiomycota; Agaricomycetes; Hymenochaetales; Hymenochaetaceae. Gene Ontology annotation, cellular component: cytoplasm. Gene Ontology annotation, biological process: beta-D-galactose catabolic process via UDP-galactose, Leloir pathway.
AUGGACGAAUUCGACCCGACGCAGCAUACCCAUCGUAGAUACAACCCAUUAACAGACGAGUAUAUCCUCGUCUCUCCUCACCGUGCCCGUCGUCCCUGGCUAGGCCAAAUCGAGCCUCCCCAGCCCUCGUCUCUCCCUCAAUACGAUCCAUCAUGCUAUCUCUGUCCAGGCAAUAAACGUGCUGGAGGUCACCAGAACGACGCAUACACCUCAACUUACACAUUCAAUAACGACUACGCUGCACUCGCACCUGCACCUGUCCCUCCCCCACCCGAACCUGCUCACCCCUUACUGGCAUAUAAUAGCGUACAUGGGGAAUGCGACGUCAUCGUGUUCCAUCCUAGACACGAUCUUACCCUCGCGAGACUAAGUCUAGAUGAUAUAUCCAUCGUGAUUCGUGAAUGGAUCCGGAUCUACGAGGAAAGAAGUAAAGAAGAAGGAAUUCGUUAUGUCCAAAUCUUUGAGAACAAAGGAGCAAUGAUGGGCUGCUCAAAUCCCCAUCCACAUAACCAAGUCUGGUCCAUGUCCGAUAUACCAACCAUUCCCGCCAAAGAAUUUGCUUCCCUACUUCGAUACGCACAGAAGCCUCAAGAAUCCAGCCAAGCUCCGAGAGGUCCAGAGAACCGCCCUUGUCUCCUCUGCGAGUACGCUCACCUCGAAGUGAACGACUCCAAUGGCGAACGUAUAGUCUCCAAGAACGAAGACUGGGUCGCUCUGGUACCUUGGUGGGCGACCUGGCCCUUCGAAGUCCUCAUGCUUCCCUACCGCAGACACAUCCACUCCCUCCCAGAUCUCACACCAACCGAACUCGCCUCAUUCGCCCGGAUCCUCUCCGAAAUCACACUUCGCUACGACAACCUCUUCACCUGCUCGUUCCCUUACUCGAUGGGUAUCCACCAGGCCCCUCUCUCUAAGGCAGCGGCCAUUGCAAAGAACGAAUGUCUAGAAGAAUAUAGUAUCGCUCACUUACACCUGCAUUUCUUUCCUCCGCUUUUGCGUAGCGCAUCUGUGCGCAAGUUCCUCGUAGGAUUCGAGCUCAUGGCUGAAGCACAAAGAGACUUAACACCCGAGCAAGGUGCUAGCCGCUUACGCGAAUGUGCUUUAAAGCACUACGCCGAUUCCUUACAAUGAAUAUCGGAAUGCUCUAAUGUAUUAUUAAUAAUUCAAGAAGCAAAAGAGAGAAAUGUCAAGUCCAUACACAGCAAUGAACGGGGCAUGCAUACACUGCGAGAAUACACAAAAAAGCAUAUAUAAUGUACUAUUCGCUUUUCACUUUCCUCGUCGUCGGGACAACCCACCUCCCCGUCAAGUGAUUCACCCUCAACACCAAAAGAUCUGUAAACAUCCUAAUCGAAUCCGUCACCAACCUUAACUUGCUCUCCGGCACCUCCGUCCAAGUAAUCGGUACCUCAGCUACAGGGAUCCGCUGCAUCUUCGCCAAUAGUAGGAUCUCCACGUCGAAUAUCCAUCCUCUAAGAUGCUGGUAGGGGAAUAUGAGCCGUGCGGCCUCGCGAGUGAAUAGCUUGAAUCCGCAUUGUGUGUCACGGACGUGUCCGACGCCAACAAGUCGUAGAGUAAGAUGUAAAGCUCGCAUAGCCAGAUUCCGAAGAACCGAACGCUUGACCACCGCCUCCGUAUUCACAAGAUGCGCCCGGCUCCCAACAACAACAGCAGGUAUAUCCUCCCCACCAUGAUCGACGAUCUUAUCCAUCUCCCUCCACAACAUCUCCAAAUCCUCAAACCGACUCGCCCCAUCCGCAUCAACCAUCAACAGCCUCCGUCCCCGAGUAUGUAACAUCCCGUGCCUCACAGCACCUCCCUUCCCAAGGUUCCUCUCCAACGAAACGACCCGAAUAUCCAUCGUGCUAUACUCUUCAGCCAGACUUAAUGCUCUUUCAGCUGUACCGUCCGAGGACCCGUCGUCGACAAUCAAAAUCUCGACAUUCCGUCCAACGUAUUCAGCACUGGUUAGAUGCUUAAUUGUGGUCUCGAGCAUCGAAGGUAGCCUCGGUACUUCAUUAUAAGCAGGGAUCACAAUGCUGAGGUCUACACUCGCAGGUACAGGCUCUGUGAUAUGCGGC